GACGCGGGGGGAGGGGGGCGGCGGGAUGUGGGGUGGGGGCGGGACCUGGCCAGGCGCCGGGACCGGAGGAGUCCCGGCGGCGCUUGGGACUUUUGCUCCCACAAGCCCUGCCUCGGAGGCGGGGGAGCUGGACCAGGAGCCGCCCGGAGCCUCUGAGUCGCUGCCGUCGGGGCUCCCGCGCUCCCCAGAACGGUGGGACGCGGGGCUCCGCUGCCGCCAACCGAACAUGGCGCCCUGCACGCUGUGGCGCUGCUGCCAGCGCGUCGUGGGCUGGGUGCCAGUGCUCUUCAUCACCUUCGUGGUCGUCUGGUCCUACUACGCGUACGUGGUGGAGCUGUGCGUGUUUUCACUCUUGUUGCCAAGGGUAGAGUCCAGUGGUGCGAUCUCGGCUCACUGCAACCUCCUCCUCCUGGGAUCAAGCAAUUCUCCUGCCUCAGCCUCUCAAGUAGCUGGGACUACAGUUACUAUCUUUGGAAAUGAAGAAAAUGGAAAGACCGUUGUUUACCUUGUGGCUUUCCAUCUGUUCUUUGUUAUGUUUGUAUGGUCCUAUUGGAUGACAAUUUUCACAUCUCCCGCUUCCCCCUCCAAAGAGUUCUAUUUAUCCAAUUCUGAAAAGGAACGUUAUGAAAAAGAAUUCAGCCAAGAAAGACAACAGGACAUUUUGAGAAGAGCAGCAAGAGCUUUACCUAUCUAUACCACAUCAGCUUCAAAAACCAUCAGAUAUUGUGAAAAAUGUCAGCUGAUUAAACCUGAUCGUGCGCAUCACUGCUCAGCAUGUGACUCAUGUGUUCUUAAGAUGGAUCAUCAUUGUCCUUGGGUGAAUAACUGUGUUGGAUUUUCAAAUUACAAAUUCUUCCUGCUGUUUUUAUUGUAUUCUCUAUUAUAUUGCCUUUUUGUGGCUGCAACAGUUUUAGAGUACUUUAUAAAAUUUUGGACGCUUUGCCGCAGGAAAUCUACAGAGAGUUGUCCAAAGAAUGAACUGACAGAUACACGUGCAAAAUUCCACGUCCUUUUUCUUUUCUUUGUGUCUGCAAUGUUCUUCAUUAGCGUCCUCUCACUUUUCAGCUACCACUGCUGGCUAGUUGGAAAAAAUAGAACAACAAUAGAAUCAUUCCGCGCACCCACAUUUUCAUAUGGACCUGAUGGAAAUGGUUUCUCUCUUGGAUACAGUAAAAAUUGGAGACAAGUCUUUGGUGACGAAAAGAAAUAUUGGCUACUUCCAAUAUUUUCAAGCUUGGGUGAUGGUUGCAGUUUUCCAACUCGCCUUGUGGGGAUGGAUCCAGAACAAGCUUUUGUUACAAACCAGAAUGAGUAUGCCAGAAGUAGUGGCUCAAAUCAGCCUUUUCCUAUCAAACCACUUAGUGAAUCAAAAAACCGCUUGUUGGACAGUGAAUCUCAGUGGCUAGAAAAUGGAGCUGAAGAAGGCAUCAUCAGAUCAGGGACAAAUAACCAUGUAACAGUGGCAAUAGAAAAUUGAGUACCACUUGUUCAUAACUAACCAUUUGAAUAAGAGCAAGGUGUAUGAAAACAUUUAUAGACUGAUAUUUUCAAUUUCAUUUGUAAGAAAAUGAUCAGUGGAAUGAAAUAAUUGAAGUAUAACAGAAGAUAUAUUUUUAAAAAAAGAAAAGCCUUUGUACAGUUCCUGGGAUUUACAGAAGCAUUACUCCAGAGCAGAACGAUGCCUUAAUCUUAAGUGUUCAUUUGUGCAGCAUUGACUUAGAGCUACAAAAGUGACUUAAUGUUAUUCUGGAAAUAAUACUUACCUGUUAUGAGAUGCUAUAAUAUGAGCUGUCAUCACAUUUUAAUAUGCAUAUGUAUUUUUUGAUACCUGAAUUACAUUAUUAGAAUUGUUAAUAUCCAUAUAAAUUUUCACUCUGAAAACACAAGCUAAAAAACUUUUCUUAAGUAAAGUACUUAGGGCAAAUGGUGGCUGAGGGCGAAUAAUAUCCAAAUUACUGUUGCUUAUACUGUAUAAGGAAAACUGCUUUUUUAAAUUGGGUAUUUGCUAAUUUAUAAUUACUAUUUUAUACUUUUCAACAUUUUAAUAACUUUUUUUAUCGUUGGCUAUAACAGAAGGAUUCAGAUAUCUAAAUAUCAUUUAGAACAUACAACACAUUGGUCUAACUCAUCAAAAGCUUAGUUAUAAGCAUUAAUACAACCAUGUAGUAUAGCAUGUGCUCAAGGCUUAAAGGGAACUUGGCAGUAUAAGAAAUACUUUGAGUUCUCUGCUUUUUUAAUAACUUUUUUUGUUGAACUUUCAGGGGUAAGUACAUGGGCAGAGAAACACAAAGGUACAUAUGCUGGAGAAAUACUGGACACGGUAGGAAGAAGUGUUAAGUGUCCAGAAGAAAAGCUAAGAGGAAUACUGUAAUCUGUUAAAAAAAAUUAGAGUUUUAACAGUAGUUAGAAUAGAGCAUGCUAUUGACUUGACUUUCAAAUUUCAGUACUAAAAAUAUAACUUUUUAUAGUAAUCAUGUAACAGCUUAAACCGUGACUUAAAAUGCAGUUCAAAGUAGGCAAAAAACAACUACAACUUUAGAUUAAUUUUUCCUCCUGGCUGUCACAAAUUCUAACCUGAGUGAUCAUUUACAUUCCUAGUCUCUGAGAAGUAGAUUCUACUCUUAGAUGCACAAUCUUAAGUCUGACUUACUAACAGCAACCCCUUUCUGACUAGACACAUGUCUCCUUUUUUUUAUAAUCUAAGUGACAGUUGUUGCAUUAACUCCAAAGAAAAGUACAGAAUAAACAGUGUAGAAAUGUUACUUCUUAUUUAUACCAUUUAGUCACAUACACACACAUACUCUCUCUCUCAAAUAAUUGAUUGCUUCCAGUUAAUGGGUAGAGAUGAAUCUCAGCAGCAUCUAUGAGUACUACAGUUGGAGUUUCCUGUCUGUAAAAUGGGACUGCAGGGGAGGGGUGUUGUGAAUGAGUUAGAAUGGAUGACUUCUAACAUUCUGCGAUGUCUAAUUUUGCAAAAUCACUUUUAUUCACUCUGUAUUUUUAUUUUUUGAGACAGUCUCGCUCUGUCUCCCAGGCGGGAGUGCAGUGGUGCAAUCUCAGCUCCCUGCAACCUCUGCCUCUUGGGUUCAAACAGUUCCCCUGCCUCAGCCUCCCAAGUAGCUGAGAUUAUAGGCUCAUACCACCAAGCCCGGCUACUUUUUACAUUUUUUACCAUGUUGGCCAGGCUGGUCUCAAACUCCUGACCUCAAAAAUCCACCUGCCUCAGCCUCUCAAAGUGCUGGGAUUACAGGCAUGAGCCACCACGCCUGGCCCCAGUAAAUUUUUUGGAGUACCUCAUAUAUGCUAAACAAUACACUAGGGAUAGCUCCAUCAUUUCGUAGUACAGCAUAAAUUUUAUGGUUUCUAUUGUAGUUUUAUAAUUUGUAAGAGUGAUCUAAUUUCCAUCAUCCAUACUAAUAUUAGAUCUUAAAAGGAGGUACCCUUUUUCUCUGAACCAAAAGAAUGAAAACAUAGUUUGGAAUACUAUAGUAUGGAUUCUUCUACCUUUGUUUCAACUCCUUAGUCUUAAUAAUCUUGAUUCUAGCAAACUGGAAUGAGAGGUAAGAGGUAUCAAUUAUUGCUGGGGCGUGGUGGCUUACCCCUGUAAUCCCAACACUUUGGGAGGCUGAGGCUGGCAGAUCACUUGAAGGCAGGGGUUUGAGACUAGUGGCCAAAAAGGCAAAACCCCAUCUCUACUAAAAAUAUUUUUAAAAAACUGUCCAGGCAUAGUGGCACAUGCCUGUAGUCCCAUCUACUUGGGAGACAGAGGCAGGAGAAUCACUUGAACCUAGGAGGCGGAGACUGCAGUGAACUGAGAUCAUGCCACUGCACUCUAGCCUGGGCGACACAGAGUGAAAAUGUGUCAAAAAAAAAAAAAAAGAUCAAUUACCAAGUGAAAACUUAACUUCAUUUUGGCAGUUUGCAUAUUAUAAGGAGAUAAAUGUUUAAACAUACUUGACUACUUUCAGAAAUGUUCUCCUUGUACUUUUUGUGUUUUUACAUUCAGAUCAAAAGAUUUGCGUGCUCCUGGCUAACAGCCAAGGAAACUUCUUUCUUCACCAUUAUACAAAUAGUCUUAGUUCUUUGCAUUUUUGUUAUUUAACAUCAUCUUUAGUAUAAUAGCACAGCAAACAUCUUUUCAGAAAUUUUCAAUUAAAGCCUUUAAAUUAUUUAUCUUUGAUUUAAUCCACAGCCAACAUUUUGCCACAUUCUAAACAUUAUUUAGCUGAACUGAUUUAUAUGUAUUAAUGGCCAUUCUAGCAAGGGCCUACUAGUGGUGUGGGAAUCAGAGAAAGGCUGCCUCUUUGGUAUCUCAACUGCUAUUGAUUAUUGCUAUCAACUAUUUGGGGAGAAAAAAUCAAAAUGAAGCCCUGUCAAAUUUUAUAAGUACUAUCUUGGUCCUUCAAACACUUGAACAUUUGUGAUGACAUUUAAGAAAAAUAAAGUUGAAGUUCAGGUCUUGCCAUUGCCAUUAAAAAUGAAUUAGACAGGAGACUUGGUUUACCUGGGAACAAAUUUACUUGAACAUUCAAUACCUAAAGCUAUGCCAAACCAAAGAGCAGCUACAGUACAUUAGUUUAUUUUAAAUGAACAAGUUUACAAAGUUUAAUUUCAUCUUUACAUAAGGAUGCUUUUUUAAAAACUGUUUUUACAUAUUAGUGGUUAUGAUCCAGUGUGUCAUGAGUGAAUUUAACUGUAAGGUGGUUUAAAUCAAAUAUGCAAUGUUUACUUGAAUUCUAUUUCAUUUAGAAAGCAGAUUUUGACUAUGUUUACUGGACUGUUUAAAGAUUAUCAGGCAUGUGAGAUCUUCUUUCAGUUAUCUUUAAAGCAGAUGUAUAUUAAGAGCUUAGAUUUAGGAUCUACAUAUUCUGGGCAUUGAAUAGGCAGUAACUUACAAAUAAGUUUUGCUUAUCUUUUGUUUAGGGAUUAGCACUGCUAUCAGUGGAAAGUAUUUUUAACUAAUCUGUUAUUAAGAAAGUCAUAUUUUUGCAUUUCAGCCAAAAUAAAGACCGUAUCUAAUAAUCUGUUAGAAACAGAUAAUAUAUGUCUGAAAUCCAUAUGUUUCAUAUGAUCUAACUAUAUUUUCUGAUUUAAAUUAAAAAUGUAAUAUAGAUUCAGAAAGGUUCAUAUUUUUCUAAUGACUUCAUUCUAUAUUUUGUUGGGUUACAUAAAGAAGCAAGGAAUUGUACUUGUAUUAAAAGAUGAAGAAAGCUAUUGGGUAUAUUUGUACAUGAGUGCAAAUAAGUCUAUGCCUGUUUAAAAGAAAAGAUGGACACUAUUUUAAAGUGAGCUUUAACAGGCUUUUCUAUAAACAAAUUUGAAGUACAGUUUAGUUUGGUUGUGUUUACCUAACAAGUAUCAUAAGCCUUGUAUUUGUCUCAUUUGUAUAAUCGUAGCCCAUGACUUAAAGUUGACGCUUUGCUUUGUCUUUUGGAUGGCCUAACCUACAUUAACAUGUAUGCAGAACAUUUUACAACUUUUUUUUCAAAAAUCAUAAUGAAUUACUUUAUUAAUAAACAAAGAGAAGGUAUUGUA
Callithrix jacchus (white-tufted-ear marmoset) is the source of this 5535-nucleotide messenger RNA. RefSeq names its product zDHHC palmitoyltransferase 20 (gene ZDHHC20). The record is from RefSeq and is a predicted model, not a curated record. Lineage: Eukaryota; Metazoa; Chordata; Mammalia; Primates; Cebidae. Gene Ontology annotation, molecular function: palmitoyltransferase activity.